Molecule: messenger RNA, 1305 nt
Organism: Mytilinidion resinicola
Lineage: Eukaryota; Fungi; Ascomycota; Dothideomycetes; Mytilinidiales; Mytilinidiaceae
Exons: 2
Coding region: 175-1089 (304 amino acids)
Source: RefSeq, a predicted model, not a curated record
CCUCCUCCGAACUCCGACGUUCUGCUUGCAGUAGUCAAAGCACGCAAGAGAGGAUAGCAGUGCCAGUCCAGAAGAUACAGAAAUACAUUCAGCGCAGUUUGCAGACAUUAUACGAUUCUUCGAAGCAAGUUUCUCUACCCCCCAGCUGCACCCCUGGUCAUCUUGCUGAGCAAUAUGAGUGCGGCCCAAGUCAAACAGUCCUUCCAGUCAGGCGGGAAAGGGAAUCCGUUCACAGGCACGGAAGGAAUCUAUCUUCUUCCUCAUCACAUCAAAGAAAUCGAAAGGCUGAGGACCCAGCAUAACCUCAUUCUUUCAGCGACCGGGAACACUCUGAUCACCGCACCGAUCAAAGAACCCAAGCCUCGUGUGCUUGAUUCGGGCGCAGCUGAUGGUACUUGGUUGCUCAAUCUUCGAAGGCUAUACCCGCAGCAUGAAUGGUCUCUUCAUGGUGUCGAUAUUGGCUCUGCACUUUUUCCGCCAAAGAGCGGUCCCUACGAGUCUCUCGAGCUCCAUGAACUCGAUGCCAGAGCUCCAGUGCCGCCCAGUCUUGGAUGGGAGGGCUCCUUUGACCUCAUCCACCAGCGUCUUCUGAUUUGGGGCUUCCAGAAGAAAGAUUGGCCUGCCGUGUUGAAAAAUCAACUUUCGCUCCUCAAGCCCGGAGGCUGGAUCCAGUUGGUUGAGAGCCAAUGGGUAGAUCGUGAUCACCCUUUCGACGCAGCUCAGUAUCCCAAUCUCGCGAAACAGACUACUCUCCAGAAAUGGAGCACCGAUGCAUUUGGUAUGGACAUCUUCAUUGCGUACAAUUUGGAGGAUCAUCUGAGAGAGCUUGGAUUCCAAAACGUCAGCAAACAGCAAUUCGAGCUCGGCUACGGCGCAAAAGCAAAAGAGGAGAGUUGGAAAGUUCCAUCCGCUGAUUUGUGGGUAAACACAUUCAGCAGCUUUGGAGAGCGAUGGCCCGAAGGCGGGAUCCCGGGAGUUGCGAAGACGAAAGAGGAGUUCUACCAAUUCUUAGAAGACUUGAAGAAAGAGGUGUUGGAGGUCGGGUAUGCGCCAAAAAUAAGCUACAUUAUUGGACAGAAGCCGCUGUAGAAUAGACUUGCCGUAGAGAAGCUCUCAAAUGGACACCGAGGCCUUCGUCUCUAGACUGUCAACGAAGCCGGCUUUGCUACUCAACACGCUACGCGUCUGCACGCUUCGCGCGUCUUCACGCUUCGCGCGUCUUGCGUAAUACACGGCAGGGAUCUACUCACUCAGCUGGAAUGUGAGAUAAUGCCAACAGUGUGCAGCUGCUACCACAACUUGCAC